CUGCAGAGGAGAAGCUUGUCACCUUCUCGGCGUGUGGAGGGACAGACUGUUGCUGUUUCUCCUCGGGUGAGGGAAACAGGACUGCAUAGCGCGCAGAGGACGACCCCCACCCCCUGAGAGUACUAGUUCUUAGAAAACGGUUCAGGUAGGCAAAGGGAAAGAUGCCGGCCACACAGAAGCCCAUGAGGUAUGGACAUACGGAAGGACACACCGACGUCUGUUUUGAUGAUUCUGGAAGUUUUAUUGUGACUUGUGGAAGUGAUGGUGAUGUGAGGAUAUGGGAAGAUUUAGAUGAUGAUGAUCCAAAGUCCAUUAAUGUCGGAGAAAAGGCAUUUUCGUGUGCUUUGAAGAAUGGAAAAUUGGUCACUGCAGUUUCUAAUAACACCGUCCAAGUCUAUACAUUCCCUGAGGGAGUUCCUGAUGGCAUAUUAACACGCUUCACCACAAAUGCAAACCACGUGGUCUUCAAUGGAGACGGUACUAAAAUUGCUGCUGGGUCAAGUGAUUUUCUGGUCAAAGUUGUGGAUGUGAUGGAUAACAGCCAGCAGCAAACAUUUAGAGGACAUGAUGCCCCUGUUUUAAGUCUGUCUUUUGAUCCUAAGGAUAUCUUUCUGGCGUCAUCUAGUUGUGAUGGAACUGUCAGAGUGUGGAAUAUUUCUGAUCAGGCAUGUGCUAUUAGUUGGCCAGUACUGCAAAAGUGCAACGACGUGGUGAAUGCAAAAUCCCUCUGCAGACUCGCGUGGCAGCCUGGAACCGGGAAAUUAUUAGCAGUUCCUGUGGAAAAAUCUGUUAAGCUGUACAGAAGAGAAACUUGGAGUAAUCCAUUUGAUCUUUCGGAUAGUUCUAUCUCUCAGACACUCAGUAUAGUUACCUGGUCUCCCUGUGGACAGUAUUUGGCUGCAGGUACUAUUAAUGGCUUAAUUGUAGUUUGGAAUGUGGAAACCAAAGACUGCAUGGAAAGAGUAAAACAUGAGAAAGGCUAUGCCAUUUGUGGCCUGGCCUGGCAUCCUACUUGUGGUCGAAUAUGUUACACUGAUGUGGAAGGAAACCUUGGGAUCCUGGAAAACGUGUGUGACCUCAGAGGAAAGGUGUCAACCCAUAAGGUGUCUAGCAGAGUGGAGAAGGAUUACAAUGAUCUUUUUGAUGGAGAUGAUACAAGUAGCGGUGGCGAUUUUCUAAAUGACAAUGCAGUUGAGAUCCCUCCUUUUUCAAAAGGAGUCAUGAAUGAUGAUGACGACGACGAUGAUGACCUCAUGUUGACUGCAGAUCGUCUCAGACGGAGAAGUCAUGUCUUGGGAGAUGAUGAAAAUUCAGUUGAUGCUCCAAUGCUAAAAACUGAUCUUCACAAAGAGGAAGGAGAAGAUGACCAGGCAGGCAGUAUUCACAAUCUCCCCCUUACAAAAUCCCAAAGGCUAUUCUAUGAUGGGCCCAUGCCAACACCCCGACAAAAGCCGUUCCAGUCAGGCUCCACACCCUUGCAUCUCUCUCACAGAUUUAUGGUGUGGAACUCUAUUGGGAUUAUUCGAUGCUAUAAUGAUGAUCAAGACAGUGCCAUAGAUGUGGAGUUCCAUGACACCUCCAUUCAUCAUGCAACGCACCUAUCAAACACUUUCAAUUACACAAUGGGAACUCUUUCCCAUGAAGCUAUUUUGUUGGCGUGUGAAAGCACUGAUGAAUUAGCAAGCAAGCUUCAUUGCCUGCACUUCAGUUCUUGGGAUUCAAGCAAAGAGUGGAUAGUGGAUAUGCCUCAGAAUGAAGAUAUUGAAGCCAUAUGUCUAGGUCAAGGAUGGGCUGCUGCUGCUACAACUGCCUUGCUCCUCCGAUUGUUUACUAUUGGAGGUGUUCAGAAAGAAGUCUUCUCCCUUCCUGGACCCGUGGUGUCAAUGGCGGGACAUGGAGAACAGCUUUGCAUUGUUUACCAUAGAGGUACAGGGUUUGAUGGAGAUCAGUGCCUUGGAGUUCAACUGCUAGAGUUGGGACAGAAGAAAAACCAGGUUUUGCAUGGUGACCCUCUUCCUCUUACAAGGAAAUCCUACCUUACAUGGCUGGGGUUUUCUGCUGAAGGUACUCCCUGUUAUGUGGAUUCCGAAGGCUGUGUUCGAAUGCUUAACAGAGGGCUUGGAAACACAUGGACUCCUGUAUGUAACAUAAGAGAACACUGCAAGGGAAAAUCUGAUCACUACUGGGUGGUUGGUAUCCAUGAAAACCCCCAGCAGCUAAGGUGCAUCCCUUGUAAAGGUUCUCGGUUCCCUCCCACCCUUCCGCGUCCUGCCGUGGCCAUACUAUCCUUUAAGCUUCCUUAUUGUCAGACUACGACAGAGAAAGGCCAAAUGGAGGAACAAUUUUGGCAUUCAGUCCUGUUUCACAACUAUCUUGAUUACUUGGCUAAAAAUGGUUAUGAUUAUGAGGAGAACAUUAAAAAUCAGGCUGUAAAAGAGCAACAAGAACUUUUGAUGAAAAUGCUAGCGCUUUCUUGUAAACUGGAACGAGAAUUCCGCUGUGUGGAACUUGCCAGUCUAAUGACUCCAAAUGCUGUGAACUUAGCCAUUAAAUACGCUUCUCGCUCUCGGAAAUUAAUACUGGCUCAGAAACUUAGUGACCUUGCUGCAGAAAAGGCUGCUGAAUUGGCAGAAGCCCAGACAGAAGAAGAAAAAGAAGAAGACUUCAGAAUGAAACUGAAUGCUGGUUACAGUCAUACCACUACGGAAUGGAGUCAACCACGGGCCAGAAAUCAAGUUGAAGAAGACACUGAGGACAGAGAAGAGACUGUUCCAGAAGAAAAACCGGAGCCACACAACCACGGGUCGAACUUAUUACAAAAUGCAAAUUCCCCUGAUGUGCCAGCUCUGAAAUCAGGUGCGGUUUUCUCUAGCAGCCAAGGACGGGUAAACCCCUUCAAGGUGCUAGUUAAUUCCAAAGAACCAACUGUAUCAAUGAGUUCCACACGCUCAACUAAUAUUUUAGACAAUAUGAACAAAUCAUCCAGGAAGUCCACCCCACUUAUUCGACCAGCAAAUAAUGAAAAAUCCCCAGUCAUAAAGCCUCUCGUCCCCAAGCCAAAGUCUAAGCAGACAUCUGCAGCAUCCUAUUUCCAGAAAAGAACUUCACAGGCCGAUCAGAGUGAAGAAGUAAAAGAAAAUCCUAAAAAUUCGUCAUCUGAAACUCCAGCUAUGUGCCUUCAAAACUCUGAAAACCAAAGGCCAAAGACUGGGUUCCAGAUGUGGCUGGAAGAAAAUAGAAGUCAUAUUUUGUGUGACAAUCCUGACUUUUCAGAUGAAGCAGACAUAAUAAAAGAGGGAAUGAUUCGAUUUAGAGUAUUGUCUGCUGAAGAAAGGAAGGCAUGGACCAAUAAGGCCAAGGGAGAGAUUGCCAGUGAUGGAGCUGAAGCCAAGAAGCGAAAACAUGAGAUGUGUGAGGCAGAAAACCAGGAAGAAGCCACAAAGGAGAAUAUGGAUCUGUCUAAAAAGCAGAAAUCGUCAGCUCUUUCCACCAAUCAGAAACUGUCGGCUUUCGCAUUUAAACAAGAAUAAAGGAAUGGAAGGGUCGGGAAAUACUGAAACUUGGAUCCAGUUUUUGGUUGACCCUGGACUUAUUUUAGUCUUCAGAGAACAUAUUACUA
Molecule: messenger RNA, 3619 nt
Organism: Phodopus roborovskii (desert hamster)
Lineage: Eukaryota; Metazoa; Chordata; Mammalia; Rodentia; Cricetidae
Gene: Wdhd1
Product: WD repeat and HMG-box DNA binding protein 1
Exons: 25
Coding region: 162-3530 (1122 amino acids)
Biological process (GO): DNA-templated DNA replication; mitotic cell cycle; DNA repair
Cellular component (GO): nuclear replication fork
Molecular function (GO): protein binding; chromatin binding
Source: RefSeq, a predicted model, not a curated record